Penicillium salamii is the source of this 4032-nucleotide messenger RNA. NCBI's taxonomy places the organism in Eukaryota, Fungi, Ascomycota, Eurotiomycetes, Eurotiales, Aspergillaceae. The record is from the annotation of a GenBank genome assembly.
AUGCUCCCCCUCACGCCUGUCCGUGGCCAACUGCUUAUCUUUCUGAUCUUUAUCUUUGUGCCUUGCGUCCCAGCUGGUCCUAACCCGAGAAAGCGCCUCCGCGACGCCAUCGACUCUCGCAUCGCAGAGGAACAAGCUCGCCAAAAGUCCGCCCAGGACAACAUCUCCCGCUCCAACUCCGCGCGCCGCCCGCCCAGUUCAUCCUCAUCCCAGCGCACCCGGCCGAGGCGCAACACGGGCACCCCCGUGAGAGGACCCGACCCCAAGGAAUUCGAGGCCGAGUUCACCAUCGGGGACGACGAUGAGUCCAGUCGCUCUGGAACUCCUCAACUAGACACACCAGGAGAUACCUCGGAGGUAGGCACCAACGAAGAGGCCGCAGACAUGGAGGCCAAACCCACGGACGGACCAGAGAAGGAGGCAGAGAAGCAGCCAAAGGAGAAGGAGACACCGGCGGAGCUUCCGCCCGACGUGCGAGCGAAACUCCGACGGCUGGAUAAGUUGGAGUCCCGAUACCAUGAGUUGCUGAAAGCCUAUCGCAUGGCCCAUUCCCGCGUCCUUUCCAUCGAACCCUUCGAAGCUGCGUUGCGCGAGAACACUCCACUCACUUCCAUCGGCGAACCCAAGGCUUUCACAGAAUACCUUAACCAGUCGACCCUGAAAAGCGACAUGGUGAUGGAGGAGUUGAAGCGUGUCACCGGCGAAAGAGAAGAGUUCAAGAAAAAGUUCGAGGAAGCAGAGAAAGUCUCUCAGGAGGCUUUGGAGGAGGUGACGGCUUUGAAAGACAAGAAACCGGAGAGCGAGACCAAGGAAGCCGACAAAACAGACGAGACCGAACCCAGCGAAGAGUUCUUCUCAUUCGAGAAUGAAGUCCCUCGAUUGGAAAGCGAGCUCAAGACGAAGCAAGAGGAAGUCGACGACCUCAAGGCUGAGGUGGAGAGACUCAAGCGCGAUAUGUCUGUUACUCGUGAGUCCACGGAGGGUAUGGUUCAGAACCUGGAGACCGCCACUCGCGAGCUUGUGGAGUUGCGCGAGACCAAGGACAAGCUCGAUUCCGAGAUCGAAACCUUGCGAACUUCCAAAAACGCCGACGUCGACGAGCUGAAAGCUAAGCUCGCCACUGCCGAAUCUUCUCUUGAAUCGACGGCAUCCGAAGUUGAGAAGCUGAAAUCACAAUUAGUGGAGAAGAGUCAGGAAAUCGAAAAGCUCCAAAAGGAAACUUCUGAGAAGGCCAAGCCAAGCCCCGAUCACGUUGCUCAGCUAGAGGCGGCUAAGGAGGAGAAAGCUUCCAACGAGAAGAAACUCACAGUGCUCCAAGGUCUAGUCGAUGGUCUCAAGUCUCAGCUCCAGGAUACCGAAUCCACCAUCUCCAGCCUCAAAACUGAGAACAAGGAAAACUCCGACAAGUCUGCUAAGCAGAAGAGCCUCUGCGACUUUGUUGACGAAAACUUGAAGGACAAUUCGGCGUGGGUAUCUGCCAAAGAAAAAGUUCUUGCUGGAGAUUCAGCCGAUUUCGACGAGAUCAUCAAGAGUCUUGCCCCUACCAAGGAAGAACCUGCUCCUGUUGCUCAUUCUCCAGCUCCAGUCCAAGAAGAACCGCAGCCAGUCCAGGCUGCUUCUGCUGCGGGCGGCAGCGCAGGUGGAAAAAAGAAAAACAAGAAGAAGAAGAAGGGUGGCAAAGCGGAGGAGCCUGUCAAGCAGGCUGAGACGGCCCCAGCAGAGCAGCCAGCCCAACAGCCUUCCGCACCGGCCAGUAACGAAUUGGGCGAGCUUAAAGAUAAAAUAGAAUCACUCACCCAGCAACUUUCAGAGAAAGAGGCUGCCAUUGAUCGUCUCUGUUCAAAGGUCAAGGGCGAGGAAGAUCUGAAAGAAGAGAUUGAGUCACUGCGUGAUGAUCUCGUUAACCUAGGCCAGGAGCAUGUGGCGGCCAAGGACAAAAUCAAAGAGCUUUCUGCAGAGAAGAUCGCCCUUGAAGAAACGAUCGGCAAGCUCGAAAAAGAAUUGGUCGACCUCCGGACUAGCAAUGCCUCGAGCUCAGCUGAUUCGGAGAAGGUGCACUCUUCUCUCAAAGAGGAGUUUGAGGCUAUCAAGAUCCGCUCUGCUAGCUUGGAGACUGAUCUCUCUGCUGCACAGCAGUUGGCUACCACCCGGUUCAAAGAUCUCACGGAUCUACGCGAAACCCUUCAGAAGGUUCAACCCGAGCUGCGUAAUCUACGUGCCGAGUCCGCUGAAUUGAAGACCCUCAAGGAGACCCUCAAUACCAAGAACUCCGAACUCAAGGCCUUGGAGGGCAAACACGAAGACCUGCGUACCGAGUUGAAGAGCGCAAAGUCCAAGAUUUCGGAGCGAGAGACCGAAGUGGGCACUCUCAACAAGAAGAUCCGCCAAGAAACCGAUAGUCGCUUGAAGGCCGAAGAGAACCUCACAGUCACCCAGUCCAACCUUCGCUCCGCCGAAAGCAAGAGGCAGGACGCCAUCAAUGCCCGUGACAAGUCUUCCGGUGACCUGGCCAAGGCCCAAGAUGGGCUGAAGAGUACUCGUACCAAGAUCCGGGAACUGGAGGAGCAGAUUUCCCAACAGAACAAGGAGCUGUCCAGCCUCCGGGAAGAGAUCCAACUGAAGACGGCUCAGCAUAGCAGUGCCCAGAGUCUUAUGAACAGCAUGCGUGACCAGACUGGAGAGGUCGCCAUGCAAAUGAAGGAGGCUCGUGAGCGGUGUGAAAGCCUAGACGAGGAGCUGGCUGAGGCUCACCGGCUACUCAGCGAGCGAACUCGCGAAGGCGAGACCAUGCGCCGCUUGCUAAAUGACAUUGAGGGCCGCUCGGAAUCAAAGGUGCGGGACUUUAAAGAGCGCAUGGAAGCUGCCAUCGAGGAGCGUGAUCGAGCCGAAGACGAGGCUAGCACUACGGGCCGACGUCGUGCUCGUGAAAUGGAGGAACUCAAGGCUAAGGUCCGCGAGGCUGAGAGGGCUCUUCGUACCGCGGAGCAAGACAAGGAGGACCUAGAGCAAUCUCAGAAGGACUGGCGCCGCCGUCGUGAUGAGCUUGAGUUGGUCUCUGAACAGUCCUCACAGGAAGUCGCGGAGGUUCGCCAGGCCAUGGCUGGCCUUCGUGAGGCGCUCGAUGGAAGCGAAAAGCAGGUCCGUGAUCUCGAAAAGGACAAGGCGGAGCUUCGUCGCUCCGUUGAAGAGACCAACAGCCGAUUGGAAAAGCUUCGACGAUCUCACAAGACCCUCGGGGAGGAUGUCCGCCUACGUGGUUCCCCAUCCGGUCGACAGUCCUCGCGUUCCUCCAUCGACUCUGGAUCUCGCCGGGCAGUGGCGUCGCCAGGGAGAAGCGAGACCCCUGUCGGCCCACCCAGCAACGCUUCUAUCGACUACAUGUAUCUGAAAAAUGUUCUCCUUCAGUUUUUGGAACAGCGAGAUAAGAAUUAUCAGAAACAGCUGAUCCCUGUUCUGGGUAUGCUGCUGCACUUCGAUCGAACCGAUGAGCAAAAGUGGAUGUCAGCCAUCAUCAUCAUCACUCGGUCUCAGCAGCUAACGAUAUCAGACGUCCCACUUAUCCUUCGAUUCAUCUGCGAGCUUGCCGAGUAUGAGAAAGCCCUCCAUGAAGUCGAAGCAACCGAAGAAUCCCUCCUAGCAACUCUUUCUUUCCCCGAUACCCCACCGCGCCGCGGCGCGGUCUACACGGCCCUCAUCACCCCGCCACCCACCGCCGACAAGCCCAACCCCAUCCCCGUCGGCAUGGCCCUAUACUUUUACAACUAUUCAACCUGGCGCUCUGCUCCCGGCAUCUACCUGGAGGAUCUAUACGUGCAGCCAAGCGCACGGGGUCACGGCUACGGGUUCAAGUUACUUAAGUACCUUGCCAAGCAGGUCUUGGAGGUUUCGGGAAGGCGACUUGAGUGGAGUGUACUCACCUGGAACGAGCCCAGUAUUCGCUUCUAUGAGCAGGUUGGUGCCAAGGGAAUGGACGAGUGGAUGAAGAUGAUGGUCGAAGGUGAUGCUUUGACCAAGUUGGCCGAAGGCGCUUAA